CCAAGCACAUGUAGGAACUUGUUACAAAUGUCGGUAUAAAUACCCCAGAGCAAGUUUAGGCCUAGUAGAGUUGCAAUACGCUGAUCAAGCAUGGGGAGGCGAUCUAAACCAGCCAAGAGAAGUGCGGAGGGCGAUGCGCCCAAGGAAGCUAAGAAGGCUCGUGUGGAUGAGGCUAGCAUCAAGGGUGUGUGUGUGCGGUGGGAGUGGGAGGGGGAUGGUGGCAAGUGGACGCAGUAUGGAGACAAUCUCAACAUCAAUGUCACAAAUGCAUUCAACAGCAAAAAGAAAGAGUAUCAGUACAAGGUAUCCUCAUCAGUUACACUCAUAGCUCAGUUUGGGAAGAUGGUGCAGAAGAACAAGAAGACAGGUUGGGAGAGACGAAUCCGGCUGACGAUGAAGGAUGCCGACUCAGAUGACUUUUAUGUCUGGCAGUGGGAGAAUGAGCAUGGAAAGUGGAACCCCUACCCUGCAGACACCAGCCUCUUGUUGGAGCAGGCACAGCGAGACGGCACCGACGAAACGGUCGACAUCGAGGCACAGCAUCGCUCGUACGCCAUCGACCUGAAGACCAUGGAGCAGAUUAACACAACGACGAACGUGGCUCGCAAAGUGGCCAGGGAGAAGGCGGAUUCCAUUGCCGCCGAUAAUGAUGUUGAUGCUGUUGAUGCUGUUGAUGAUGCUGAUGAGGAUGAAGAGAUGCCGUCAGUGUCCAGUGCAGGGGAUGCACCAGCUGCCAAGUCCACGGGGAAGGCAGCUGCCAAGUCUACGGGGAAAACGGCUGCUAAGAGUGGGGGGAAGGCAGGUAAAAGUGGGCGUGGCAAGUCGGGGAGAGUGAAGGAGGAAGAAGAAGAUGGAGAGGAAGUGCCUACAAAAUCUACAGUGAGGACAGUGGUGGUGAAGGGGAAAGCCCCCGUGGACCCCGAGUGCAGCAUGAUGCAUAAGACACACGUCUACUUUGAUGCCAAGGAUGUCUGGGAUUGCAUGCUCAACCAGACUAAUGUGGGUAACAACAACAACAAGUACUACUUGAUCCAGAUCCUGGAGGAAGACGGCAAGAAGGCUUUCUACGUGUGGCAGCGAUGGGGGCGCGUCGGCUACAAGGGGCAGAACAACCUCGUACCCUGUGGUGGCGAUCUCGACAAGGCCAAGAACAUCUUCUGUAAGAAAUUUUCAGACAAAACUAAGAAUGACUGGGCGUCACAUGACAGUUUUGUGAAGAUGGCUGGGAAGUACGACAUGCUGACCAUGGACUACUCCACUGGGAAUGGAAAGGCAGAGGACACAGUGGACGCACCUAGCAUUAAGAAAGAAGACAGCGUGAAAGUGCCGGACUGCACCCUGGACACAAGGCUACAGGAUCUGGUCAACCUGAUCUGUGAUAUCAAAUCUAUGGAGGAUGCUGUCGUUGAGAUGAAAUACGAUGCCAAGAAGGCUCCAUUAGGCAAGCUGACGGAGAACCAGAUCAAGUUUGGCUACUCGGCCCUGAAAGUGAUUGAAGGAUUGAUCAACAAGGGGGACAUGAGCAGGAAGCUGACGGAUGCUUGUAACGACUUCUACACUCGCAUACCUCACAAUUUUGGGAUGAAGACCCCGCCAAUCAUCAGGACCAAGCAGGAGGUGAAGGACAAGAUUCAGCUGCUGGAGGCCCUGAGUGACAUAGAGAUCGCAAUCAAGAUGCUGAAGGAAGGAGACAUGUCCGAGAACCCGGUAGACAGACACUACCAUGCACUCAAAUGUGGCCUUGAACCGCUGGACAAGAGUCACGGUGACUUCAAGCUGCUGAAUGAGUACCUGCAGUCCACGCACGCGGCCACACACAACAUGUACAAGAUGCAGCUGAUGGACGUCUUCAGCUGCCAGAAGGACGGGGAGGCCUCCAAAUUCGUGGACCACGGAAACAGAAUGCUGUUGUGGCAUGGAUCGCGGUUGACCAACUGGGUCGGAAUUCUAAGCCAGGGACUACGCAUCGCACCGCCGGAGGCUCCUGUGACUGGAUACAUGUUUGGCAAGGGUGUUUACUUCGCUGACAUGUCCAGUAAAAGUGCAAACUACUGCUUCACAUCGAGAGCAAAAAAUAUCGGUCUCCUCCUGUUGUGUGAAGUGUCGCUGGGGGCGAUGAACGAGAUCCUCGCUGCUGACUACAACGCCGCCUCGCUGCCGGCUGGGAAACACAGUGUGAAGGGAGCAGGGAAGAUAGCACCCGACCCCAAGUGUCAUAAAACAAUGGCGUGUGGUACAAAGGUUCCGAUUGGGAAGGGUAUUGACACAGGGACUACAAACCCUCAUGGCUACACACUCAACUACAACGAGUUCAUCGUUUACAACACGGCACAAAUUAAAAUGAGGUACCUACUCAAGGUGAAGUUCAACUAUAAGUGAGUGAAACAACCGGAUUGUUGCAAUAACAUUGUCUCAACAUGCAGCACGGAUCACCAGGACUCGACGGCCAGCUUCACAAAGCUGCCUUAGCACUAUGACUGUCACAGCUCCUCAACUUUAACAUAGACUACCCAUCACAACUAUCCAAAUCCAUGUUGAAGUAGGCGUCAUGAGAGUCAGAGCUUCACAUUGUGGCAUGUUGGGUUGACUACGUAGGUGGUUCGAUCUACAACAGACUGAGCAGCGUUCGAAAUUGGCACUUGUCCUGUAGUCCUUGCCAAACUGCCCCAUGGUUAAGGUAUAAGGACUAGUAGAAAUUUGCCAUUUUUGAGGGUUUUGCUUUAUGUUAUCAUUAGAAGGACUAGUGGACUAAAACUGUUCGUGUCUAUCGCUGUGUACAUUUUUGUCCUGUGUGGGGGUUGCAAUUUUGAGAAAUUUGCUGUUUUUUUAUCAAUAAUAUAAACAUGCAAUUUUACAUAAAUGUAACACUGAUAUGUUAUUUGAUAGAUAUUGUUAUGGAUUUGACUGAUUGUGAUUUUUGGCAUUCCGCUGUCAACUUCUUAAGCCAAGUAUUCCUUGUUUGGUGUGGAUACCAUGUAAGCAGUUUUCUACCAACUCACCACAAGGAGUUUGUCCUAAAAAAUGGCUUAAGGUAUUAAUUCUGCGGUUCCAAUUGGAUGAAUUUCAGAAUAUGACUCCUAGUUGGCAAUAUUUGAGUAUUUCUUUCAGUCGGAAUCUUUAUGUGACAAUUCGACAGAAAAAUGGUUUGAGUUGUUGUUGUUGUUUUUUUAAGGAGUUGAACCAAAACACUUCGUGUUUGGCAUCUUCGUGCAAAUAUUAUCAUGAAAUCACCAAAGCCAAUAUAUUUUUUAAUCUCUUGAAGUGAAGAAAUGUGAAAUAAAUGUGAAUAGAACAAAAUAGUGAUGACCUCCCUUGGAUUUCAGUCAUGACAUGUUUAUGGGAUGGUGGGGAGUUAGUCUCGUAGCUCGCACACAUAAGGGAUCUGAUGUAGUUGUGGGGAUCAAAUGAGACGCAGACAUUUAUUCAUUCAAGUAUGACAGUUACAAUACUUGAAUAGUCUUGGCUGAGAUCACUCUAUGCAAGUGAACGCAGCAUUUAAAGGAACUACCGAGCCUUGCAGAGGCAAAU
Molecule: messenger RNA, 3528 nt
Organism: Haliotis rufescens (red abalone)
Lineage: Eukaryota; Metazoa; Mollusca; Gastropoda; Lepetellida; Haliotidae
Product: poly [ADP-ribose] polymerase 2-like
Exons: 18
Coding region: 91-2379 (762 amino acids)
Molecular function (GO): zinc ion binding; NAD+ poly-ADP-ribosyltransferase activity
Source: RefSeq, a predicted model, not a curated record